Fimicolochytrium jonesii is the source of this 1966-nucleotide messenger RNA. RefSeq names its product glycosyl transferase. Gene Ontology annotation, biological process: protein N-linked glycosylation. Lineage: Eukaryota; Fungi; Chytridiomycota; Chytridiomycetes; Spizellomycetales; Powellomycetaceae. The transcript is spliced from 9 exons. Gene Ontology annotation, cellular component: endoplasmic reticulum membrane. Gene Ontology annotation, molecular function: dolichyl pyrophosphate Glc1Man9GlcNAc2 alpha-1,3-glucosyltransferase activity. The record is from RefSeq and is a predicted model, not a curated record. The coding region runs from base 164 to 1822 and encodes 552 amino acids.
AAGUCGCCGCGUCCUUCUCGCUCCUCCUUCCUCCUGUUUGUCGAACCCUCUAAACCUACUGUACCUACCUCGGGCAGCAGCACUCGCAGAAGGGGACGGUCGCAGGCGAGCAGGCCAUAGUAGACCUACAUAUCCACCCUCUGGUCUCCUUCAGGGCCACACCAUGAGCAGCGGCAGCCCACAAACGGUCCACCGGCGAGGGGGAGGAGUAGGAGGAGGAGGCAGCGGCACCAAGCCGACCAAAGCAUCACGCUCGCCAAAAGACAGUCCAGAACAGCACACACCGAUCGUCGGACGUCUGAGCGAAUACCUGCCAAUUGUCGUAUUUGCCACCUUCAUCAAGCUCCUGCUCGUCCCAUCAUACCGCUCAACAGACUUUGAGGUACACCGCAAUUGGUUGGCCAUCACGCACAGCUUACCCAUACAUCGAUGGUACUAUGAGGACACAUCGGAAUGGACUUUGGACUACCCGCCUUUCUUUGCAUGGUUCGAGCAUCUCCUCUCGCGUAUGGCCGCGCUUGUCCACCCGGAGAUGCUGGAGGUGAAGAAUCUGGGAUAUGCGAGCUGGCAGACGGUGCUGUUCCAGCGAUUGUCGGUCAUUGUCACCGAGGGUGUGCUGGUAUAUGGGGCUGCCAGAAUCGCCAGCAGAUUACACACCAAGACCCAACGGCAGAUCCUAUUCGGUAUCAUCUUCCUCAGCCCGGGGCUGCUGUUCGUGGAUCAUGUGCAUUUCCAAUACAACGGGUUCAUGUACGGCUUGCAGCUGCUGUCCAUCGCUGCCAUGCUUGAGGACCGACCCCUGCUCGGGGGAAUUCUGUUCGCCGUCAUCCUGAACUUCAAGCACAUCUAUCUGUAUCAAGCGCCCGCAUACUUUGUUUACCUGUUUCGGGUUUACUGCUUUAAAAACGGCACCUUCUCCCUCACGCGAUUCACCACCCUCGGCCUCUCAGUCCUCACAGUCUUCGCCGCCUCCUUCAGCCCCUUCAUCCACCACCUCCCACAGAUCCUCUCCCGCCUCUUCCCUUUCAAAAGAGGACUCUGCCACGCCUACUGGGCGCCCAACUUUUGGGCCCUGUACGCCGGCGCCGAUCGAGUGUUGGUGUUAGCCGCAAAGCUCUUCCGCCAUCCCCGCCCCCCCUCCCUCGCCUCACCCACACGGGGCCUCAUCGGCGACACAACCUUCACCCUUCUCCCCGCCAUCACGCCUCUGCACACCCUCCUCCUAACGAUCGCGACACAGUUACCCGUCCUGUACGCUCUGUGGAAACGACCAAAAAAGGAUGUGUUUGUUGACGCGGUUGUGAUGUGUGGAUUUGGGGCUUAUUUGUUUGGGUGGCAUGUGCAUGAGAAGGCGAUUUUGAUUGUGCUGGUGCCGUUGAGCCUGACAGUAACCCGCUCACCCGCCCAAGCCCGCAUCUUCUACAUCCUGGCAUGCACCGGAUACUUCUCACUACACCCGUUGCUGUUCAAGGCCGCAGAAACACCCCUAAAACUCCUAACAACCCUCGCCUUCGCCACCAUCGCUCCACCUUUCUUGUCCGCUAUCUCCUCUGGCAAAUCACUGGGGUUGUACAUCCACGAAAAGGCCUAUCUUGCACUCUUCAUACCCCUGUUUGUGUACACUGAUGUUGUGCAGCCGUUUUGGACAUGGAGACAAGAACUUCGUGGUGGUGGUGGAGAGGGAGGGGGAGAUGGGGAUGGGCUAGGGGAGGGUGGAGGCAAGUGGACGUUCUUGCCGCUGUUGGUGACGAGUGUGUAUUGUGCGGUUGGGGUUGUGUAUUGUUGGGGGGUUUUGGGGUGGAGGGUUGUGAGGGGGAUGUAGGUGAAGGGGUGGGUGAGGGGAGAAGAUGGUAGAGCUUUUUCAUUUGUCACAUAUCACGUCACCUUCACGCUGGAUCAAUCGUAUGUACGCAGAUGAAGUAUAUAUUGAUAGCGGGCCUCAAACUUCCUCGCACGCAUGGAUAAC